Akanthomyces muscarius is the source of this 1656-nucleotide messenger RNA. RefSeq lists its product as uncharacterized. The record is from RefSeq and is a predicted model, not a curated record. Bases 1 to 1656 code for a protein of 551 amino acids. Gene Ontology annotation, molecular function: imidazoleglycerol-phosphate synthase activity; oxo-acid-lyase activity. Gene Ontology annotation, biological process: L-histidine biosynthetic process. The transcript has 2 exons. NCBI's taxonomy places the organism in Eukaryota, Fungi, Ascomycota, Sordariomycetes, Hypocreales, Cordycipitaceae.
AUGCCGACCGUCCACCUGCUCGACUAUGUUGCGGGCAACAUUCGCAGCUUGGUCAAUGCCAUUGAGAAGCUAGGAUAUCAAGUCGAGUGGAUCAAGUCGCCCGAAGAUGUGCCCAAGGCCGAGAAGCUUAUCCUCCCCGGUGUAGGCCACUUUGGCCACUGCCUCUCGCAGCUGUCGCAGGCCGGCUACCUGCCCGCCGUUCAGCAGCACAUUGCCGCCGGCAAGCCCUUCUUCGCCGUCUGCGUAGGGUUGCAGGCGCUCUUCCAGGGCUCCGCCGAGGAUCCCGACGUGGCCGGCCUCGGCGUCAUCCCCUCGUCCCUGGACCGCUUCUCCGAUGCCGACAAGCCCGUCCCGCACAUUGGCUGGAACAGCGCCGACACGCAUGGCCGCGCCAUGUACGACCUGCGCGCCGGCUCCAAGUACUACUACGUCCACUCCUACAAGUGCCCCUACAAGCCCGGCGAGCUCGAGAGCCAAGGCUGGACCGUCGCCACCGGCACCUACGGAAACGAGACGUUCAUCGGCGCCAUUGCCAAAGGCAACAUCUACGCGACGCAGUUUCACCCCGAAAAGUCGGGUGUGGCCGGUCUGCGCACCCUACGCGCGUUCCUCACCGGCGCGGGCGCAAAGAACCUCGGCGCCCCCCUCACCCAGCCCGCUGCCUCGUCUGCCUCGAAGGACGGCCUGACGAGACGCGUCAUUGCGUGCCUCGACGUCCGCACCAAUGACCAGGGCGACCUCGUCGUCACCAAGGGCGACCAGUACGACGUCCGCGAAAAGAGUGACGGCAACAACGUCCGCAACCUCGGCAAGCCCGUCGAAAUGGCCAAGCGCUACUACGAGGACGGCGCCGACGAGGUCACGUUUCUCAACAUUACGUCCUUCCGCGACUGCCCACUCGCCGACCUGCCCAUGCUCGAGGUGCUCCGCCAGACGUCGCGCACCGUCUUCGUGCCGCUGACCAUUGGCGGCGGCAUCCGCGACACGGUCGACACGGACGGCACAAAGGUCACGGCCCUCGAGAUUGCCACCAUGUACUUCAAGUCGGGCGCCGACAAGGUCUCAGUCGGCUCCGACGCCGUCAUCGCCGCCGAGGAGUACUACUCGCUCGGCAGGAAGCUCUUUGGCAACACGGCGAUUGAGCAAAUCUCGCGCGCGUACGGCAACCAGGCCGUCGUCGUCAGCGUCGACCCCAAGCGCGUGUACGUGCCCAAGCGCGACGCCACGCGGCACGCCCUCGUCGAGACGGCCGCGCCGGGCCCCAAGGGCGAGCCGUACUGCUGGUACGCGUGCACCAUCAAGGGCGGCCGCGAGACGCGCGACAUAGACGUCGUCGAGCUCGCCCAGGCCGUCGAGGCCAUGGGCUGCGGCGAGCUGCUCCUCAACUGCAUCGACAAGGACGGCACCAACUCGGGCUUCGACCUCGAGCUGAUUGCGCAGGUGAAGGCCGCCGUGACGAUUCCCGUCAUCGCGUCGAGCGGCGCGGGCGUGCCGGCGCACUUUGACGAGGUCUUUCGCAGGACGACGACGGACGCGGCCCUCGGCGCCGGCAUGUUCCACAGAGGCGAGUACACGGUCAAGCAGGUCAAGGAGUACCUGGACGAAAAGGGCCUGGUGGUGAGAAAGUUUGAGGACGACGACUUGGAGCAAUUAUAA